Messenger RNA from Parathielavia appendiculata, 976 nucleotides. RefSeq lists its product as uncharacterized. The transcript is spliced from 3 exons. Lineage: Eukaryota; Fungi; Ascomycota; Sordariomycetes; Sordariales; Chaetomiaceae. The record is from RefSeq and is a predicted model, not a curated record. The coding region runs from base 203 to 574 and encodes 123 amino acids.
AGUGUAUCAAGCUAGCACCCGCCAUACUUUCCCCCCCCGGACGAAAUUUGAAGCUUCAAGCGAGCAAGACGGGCAACUAAACAAACUGUGGUUUCGGAAUUCAACGAUCAAUCCCUUCCACUCUCUUCGCAUCGCACUCCUUAACCGACCGCCACCAUUAAUCGCCGUAACUCAACCUCCCAACAAACGGCAAUAACCCAUCAUGUCGUCGUACAUCGUCUAUCCCUCCGUCAUGACCACGGGCAACGUUUUCGUUCCUCAGGUGACGACCUACACGGGAUCUCAAAUUCCCGCUCCGCCUCCCCCUCCGCCCCCUCCACCUCCUCCCUCACCAAUCUUCCUCCCGACAAAUGCAAUCACCUUCAUCGGCGGGCCGCCCGCCCCGCCUCCGCCUCCUCCUGCCCCCGCGCCUGCCCCCGCGCCUGCGCCCACGGCAAUCUGCUUCGGCAUGCCAGUGCCGACCGUCACGACAUUUGCGAUCUACGCGCUGCCGCCGCCUCCGCCUCCUCCUCCUCAGCCUGCUCCGGCCGCGCCUGUGGUCACGAUGGGGCUGCCUUUGAGGCUUGCGCCCUAAGAUGGUCAGUCUAGACUGGUUGCGACACAGGGGUUGUGGUUAGGCAGAUAUUCUUAUUCAUUUUUGGGGAUGGGGCCUGGCGGAUCCGGUGAAGAGGAAUUUGGAGGUAUGUCAGGGAGGUUGGCUAGAGGAAGCAUCGCUUUAUUCUUUGGCAAGGAGGAGGUGAUGGGUAAGCCAGAGUUUGCGAUCAGGGAAGGAAGGCAUGGAAAUAUCUCCGGGCGAAGGGCUCGACGGCUACCUGGUGUGCAUAUUCUUCGGAGAGCUAAAGCAAGUCGGCCCAGGUGACGUGGUGCGAUGCUAAUCAGCCUUACGAUCAUGGUUUUGUGACGUUCUGAGUUGCUGGUGGGAGUGUGAUUUCCUAUCCAUCAUGGAGCACAACAGUUGCCUCGAAUGGUAAGAUUG